Molecule: messenger RNA, 1437 nt
Organism: Notodromas monacha
Lineage: Eukaryota; Metazoa; Arthropoda; Ostracoda; Podocopida; Cyprididae
Source: the annotation of a GenBank genome assembly
AUGCGGUGGACAGCUGAGGUCAUGGCGACGACCCCGCUGCUGGUGGCGGCGGUCCUGAUGGUGGUGAUGAUGCCAGCCGCGAAUGACUCCAUGCCCGUCAUCCCGCUUUUCUCGUACGCGAGCGUCAUCAACGGCACCUUCUACCAGAUCCCGAUCCUGUGGACGGCGCUGUCCGUGGCCCUCGGCGUGGACAUUCGCGGCGACAUCAUCCGAGGCCUGCCUUGCGUCAAGAUGCUGCACCAGCUUCUCUGCACCCGACCGGGCAACACGUAUCCGUCACACGCCAUCGAGAGAUUCAUCGACGACAACAAGGCCCUGAUCCGGAGGAUGUAUGGCGAGUUCGGCUCAUCGGCCGACGAGCCCUUCUCGUCGUCGUCGUCGUCCUUUAUUCGCGGCAAGCGGGACGUGUUCCACUCGGACUUUUGGCGGCGCCAGCCUCAUCAUCAUCGUCAUCAAGAGCAGGACUCGAGCGUGGCUGACGCUUGUCAAUCCAAGACGGAAGUCGUGACGCCGUACUGGGCCUCCAACUCGGCAGGGAAAAUCCGUGCCAUCGUCAACACGCAGCACUUUGAGCAGGCCAUCUACCAGGAAAUUUGCCACACGGGAAGACAAACGCGGCACUGCGCGGGCGGCUGCAGCUGCGAGCAAAAGUACAAGUGGCAUCGGCUGCUGGCCUACGACCCGGACAACGACUGCGCUGGCAUCUUCAUGGACUGGUUCCUGUUCCCGUCCUGCUGCGUGUGCAGAUGCGACCAGCACCAGCAGUAGUAAUACAGUACUGUGACACCAGUAUACAUGCAGUACCGCCUGGUGCAUACUGCGUGGACCCACCUGUGCUGUGCUGUGCUGUGCUGUACUGUACUGUACUGUACCACUCUCAUGCAGUGAUGAUGAUGAUGGCUCAUUCCUCCCCUUCCUUUACUGAUCGAUCUGCAUCCUCAUCGUCGUCCUCAUUCACCUCCUGAUGCUGGCCCGCGGGGUGGGGCUCGAGUCGACGACGACGAGUGACAUGCAGCUUAGAUGAUUCUUGAUUCAUUCCUCAUCACUCAUCCACCGAUAGCCAUCUAUCUCACUUUGUCUUGCAGCAUACAUACAUACAUACAUACAUACAAAACAUAAAAAUACAGGCGAAAGACGCACUCUCUCUCUGUCUCUCUCUCUCUCUCAGAGAGAGAGUAGAAUACAUGCAUCACCAACUCAUGGGAGCAAAAUCCUUCAAUUCCUGCAGGUGCAUGCUAUUAGGCUGAUCAUUUUCAAAAUGCUGUAUAAGCGCAACUCAUUCCUUUCCUUCCUUCCUUCCUUCCUUCCUUCCACGCAAUAUGCCACUUAUUAGCGCCAGCAUUCACGGUAUUAUUACAUCAGUGUUCUGUCCGCCAUGCACAUCAUGACUUAUUGUAAUCCGGAUGAUUCAACGAAUAAAGAACUUUUUUCGGCUCA